This is a messenger RNA of Acaulospora morrowiae, 1014 nucleotides long. NCBI's taxonomy places the organism in Eukaryota, Fungi, Glomeromycota, Glomeromycetes, Diversisporales, Acaulosporaceae. The record is from the annotation of a GenBank genome assembly.
AUGGCACCUCCAAAUACAAAAAAAUAUGUAGCUGACGUGGUUAUCUUUGCUUUAUCCCAAGUAGCACUUUACUUUGCCGUGAAAUUUAUUCUUAGUUCGCUUGAUCCUCUUAAGGAUAAAAAGAAAGAGUCAAAAGCAAGGAGCGAAGAAAUAAAGAAUUUGAAAUUGAAUGAAUACGAAGAAGUGAUCUUGACAGAAGUAAUAUUUCCCGAUGAAAUUUCAAAAUUGGAGUCUCUUCGGGAGUCUGUUAUCUAUCCUUUAUGCUAUCCGCAACUGUUCACUUCUUCCUCUGGGUUGUUAGGAGUUUCUAAAGGGGUAUUACUUCACGGCCCACCUGGGUGCGGCAAGACCAUGCUCGCUAAGGCGCUCGCUCGAGAAUCUGGUGCCACCUUCAUAAAUCUUCAUGUAUCAACAUUAACGGACAAAUGGUUUGGAGAAUCAAAUAAGCUAGUCUCUGCGGUUUUUUCUGUCGCAAAGAAAUUGCAACCGUGUAUCAUCUUCAUUGAUGAAAUUGACGCUUUUUUGAGAGAAAGGAGAAGUAACGAUCAUGAGGUUACUGGUAUGAUGAAGGCUGAAUUUAUGAGUUUAUGGGAUGGCCUUACCACUGAUGAGAAUACCCGUAUAGUAGUGCUUGGUGCUACUAAUAGACCUAAUGAUAUUGAUUAUGCUAUUCUACGUCGUAUGCCUAAAAGAUUUGCAAUUCGGCUUCCAAAUGACGAACAACGAAGAAAUAUUCUUGAGAUAAUGCUCCAGGAUCAAAGUUUGGAAGAUAAUUUUGAUUUCAAUGAAUUAGUAAAUAAAACUGUGAAUUUUUCUGGAAGCGACCUUAAAGAGGCAUGCCGGAACGCGGCAAUGAUUCCAAUUAGAGAAUAUAUGCGUAGUCAUGCUACACCAGGAGGGGAUCUAAAAGAUAUUGAUGUUGAGCAAAUGAAUAUUCGCCCUUUGAAAAUAUCCGAUUUCUUUGUUGUCGAUGGAUCUGGCAGUCAGACGAACAGUCUAACUGCCGAAAUUUAG